CGGAGAAGAAGGAGGAGAGAGAGAGAGAGAGAUAUUUAAAAAAAUAGAAAGAACAAAACAGUACUUAUAGUAUAAUAUAGUAUAAUGUCAUAUAUAUAUAUAUGUUAUAUGAUAUGUGUGCACUACAAGUCGAUACAAGUCGUGCGAAUACGUUUCUUACCAAGUGGACCAAGUGCUGUGCACGCGCUCGCGGCACGAGCACCACGGUUGCAGGUGCCUGAAGCCCAAUCGAAAGCCUUGGAAAACACGGAGUCCGAGGAGACUCGAUGGGAGGUGCCCUGCGACCUGCGCCGCUCCGUGUGCCCAAUCAGCGGCGAGCGCUUCGACAGGACCUGGAGCAGCACCCUGAACGACUGGGCCUUCACAGAUGCGGCGGCCGCCGAGAUGCACGCCACCAAGCCCUUGAGGUUUCCUCCUGGGGGUCCACUUGGACCACAUGGCUUGUCAGAGACGGCGGUGGUCUUUAAAAAGUCCUGCUUCUUAAAUACCAGCUUGACAAGGCGCAUAGAUGCCUUGCAUGAGUGCCGUGAUCCUGAUAGUGUGAAGAAGCCUGCAAAGCCUGUGACGGGCUCGCAGCAGGCAGUGGAAGUUGCGCCAAGCUCUGGAAAGGAGGACUUUGCCACGGUGAAAGCUCCACCCGCCAGAAAGUUCUUCUGAUGCAAGUGGGCCAUUGAUGAACCUUCCUGGUCCGUGGAUAGAGUUGUAUGAGGGAUUCCGGAAAGAAUGC
Messenger RNA from Durusdinium trenchii, 727 nucleotides. Lineage: Eukaryota; Dinophyceae; Suessiales; Symbiodiniaceae. The record is from the annotation of a GenBank genome assembly.